Molecule: messenger RNA, 2224 nt
Organism: Paramisgurnus dabryanus
Lineage: Eukaryota; Metazoa; Chordata; Actinopteri; Cypriniformes; Cobitidae
Product: mast cell protease 1A-like
Biological process (GO): proteolysis
Molecular function (GO): serine-type endopeptidase activity
Source: RefSeq, a predicted model, not a curated record
GGUGGGGGGCUGAACCAGCGCAUUUGAUAUCAACUCAUUUACACUUACACUUCAGUCUUCCCAACAGCCUUACCAGUGAUAUAUCAUCAUGAUCAUCUUAAUACUUCUGCUGGGCGCUAUGCUACCCCAUGUGACCCUAACAGGAUAUGCAAAUGUAGGAAUAAUAAAUGGCACAAAGGCAAAAUCCAGACCCUACAUGGUUUCGGUUCAGAAAAAUGGGCAACACAUCUGUGGUGGCUUUCUUGUGUCCAAACAGUUUGUCAUGACGGCUGCACACUGCUUUGAAAAUGGAGUCAAACUGACGGUUGUGGUUGGAGCUCAUGAUCUCAACCGCAGAUCUGACCACAUAGCUGUGAAGUUUUACCACAUACAUCCUGGUUAUGACUCUGCAAAGCUGCUAAAUGACAUCAUGAUACUUCAGCUCAAUAAAAUCACAGAAAACAGAGAAAAUGUCAAAUCGAUCUCCAUCCCCCAAAAAGACAUGAACAUCAAGGCCAAUUCCAAAUGCAGUGUUGCAGGCUGGGGUGCACAGAAAACCAAUGGUUCUCCAAGUAAACAACUUAUGGAGGUUAAUGUCACCAUCGUUGACAACAAAAAAUGUAAGAAGAAAUGGGAUAAACAAACAACCUCAAGGAUGGUGUGUACAUUUGGUGAAGGAGGAUUUUGCCAGGGAGAUUCUGGAGGUCCUUUGGUGUGUGACGGCACUGCAGUCGGUGUCGUUUCAUUCAACGAGAAGAACAACUGCGACAAACCAAAAGUUCCAAACGUCUACACCAGGAUUUCUAAAUUUUUGACCUGGAUAAAUGCUAUACUUGGAGGUGUAAAGCAAGAUUCUGAUUAUUAAAAUUCCAAACAUUUCCUGAAGUUGUGUGUGUCGUCCUUGACUGUAUGAUCAGUAUUGUGGACCAUUAAAGGUGCUGUUGAAUGCGCCUCAAACAUGAUUGUAGAAUGAGCCUCAAACAUGAUUGUUUUCUGCUUAUGUAAACCUCGUGAAUGCAAAAGACCACUGGAAAACAGGCCAAUCUCAACAAAACACCAACAGUGACGUUAUAGUCGGGAUGUACGCCCCAACAUUUAAUUAAGUACAAUGUUGUUACAAUACUAAAAACAAAGUUGUGACUGCUGAGUUAGAGCUAUAUGCUUGUUAAUGCUAUAGGCUAACGUUUAGGCUGAAGUUCUACUAUUGACAUAAAAGUUACAUUUUGCAGGUCCACACUGAACAAAAAGCAUAAGGUUUAAACACACACAGAGCUACUAAAGGAGCUGCUAUGUGAAACAGCCAAUCAGAGCAGAGCUCAACGUUAUUUUCAUGACUCUUUCAAAUAAGACCAUUUCAUUCUGGGGCAAAUGCAAGGGUUGUAAAUGGACAUGUCAAAACAUAUCUGGAUAAUUUUGCACUUAUCAUUUCAUGACUCAACAUUGAUCUCAGACAAGAGCUUUCGACCACAUCAAAUGUCACAAAUGCUUUUCAGUGGAAAAACAAUGUCGACCCUUCACAGAAAAGUGGGUUUCCUGUCGGGUGCUGAGCUCAAAGCAUGUGGUCAAUCAUCCUGUCUGUGAGAAAGACUUUCAAGUUCUUUCAAUUUAAGAAGACAUCUCAGUAUGCUUUUUGUUUAUGGCCACGACAUAUGCCAAUAAAUGCAUUAUAAUCACCAUUUUUACAACCAAUGCCAGAAAUUUCAAUCUGAAGUGUUGCACCAAGGAUUAUUAUAUCAAAAACAAAACCAAGAACUAAAAAUAAAAAGCAAAUAACGUGUAAAAUAGAUUUAAGUUCAUAUGCAAGCAAUCAUAAUAGCGCAUAAAAUAUUAUUUUGAAUUGUCAUUUCUGCACUGUAAAUAAAAAUUUGUUAGUUCAACUUAAAAAGUAAGUAACUUGGUUGCCUUAAAAUUUUGACUUAAAGCAACUUAAAAAUAUUAGUUAACUCAAAAACGUUGCAUGUGAGUGUCAUGCGCAUCUUGUCAGUAAAGCCGGUUCCUUGAUUGUAAUAAAUCGCCAUCAGCUGCUUUCAGAUGGAGCGGCAUUUACUACACAGAGCCAUAGUUCACUGAUAAGAGGGCAAAUAACGCAUUCAUAAUCGCGGAUGAAAUAGGUGCACUUUAAUAACUGGUGGACCCCUCCCCUGGCAGCAAUAACCUCAACCGGCACUUCCUUGUAGCUGAGGAUCAACCCUGCACAUCGUUGAGAAGGAAUUUUAGCCCAUUCUUCCUGGCAGAACUGCUUUAG